Ooceraea biroi (clonal raider ant) is the source of this 2565-nucleotide messenger RNA. It is a transcript of the gene prel, whose product is annotated as preli-like. Gene Ontology annotation, cellular component: mitochondrial intermembrane space. NCBI's taxonomy places the organism in Eukaryota, Metazoa, Arthropoda, Insecta, Hymenoptera, Formicidae. The record is from RefSeq and is a predicted model, not a curated record.
UGUCUGUGACCCAUUCCGGCGCACUCCUUUUUGCGUCUACCGUGGACACGGAAGAUAGUCGCUUAUAUAUAUAUUUACGCGUUCACGCUGUGUUCAAUAUGCAGCAUUGUGGUUGUCAACUUUGAGCUAUCACCGUUGGUGAUUACAUUCACCGCAGUCUACACCGAUCUCAAUUAAUAACCAGACAAAAGUCCCCGUAAUUCACUGUGCCACUUUUGUAGACCCUUCCGCACCUCCACGAGUCAAAAGCACUCCAAUGCAAUGGUGAAAUAUUACGAGAACACGACAACCUUCCAGUUCAGCUGGACCCAGGUCGUCCGAGGAUUUUUCCAAAGAUACCCGAAUCCGCACAGCUCACACGUUCUCACUGAGGAUACGAUCUCGAGGGAAGUUAAAAAUGGCAAACUGUACUCUAAGCGACUGUUGACAAAGACCAACAGAGUUCCGAAAUGGGGCGAAAGGUUUAUUGGCAAGAAUGUAGUUAAAAUUGUUGAGGAAAGUAUCGUUGAUCCAGAGGCAAAGACCUUUACUACGUACACGAAGAAUUUAGGAUAUACCAAAGUUAUGAGCAUCGUUGAGAAAGUAGUUUAUGAGACCUCUGAGGAAAAUCCGGAAUGGACAGUCGCGAAAAGAUCGGCGUGGGUCGACAGUCAAGUGUUGGGCUUCAGCAGAGCGAUCCAAGCCUUUGGCUUGGAGCGGUUUAAGAAGAACUGCAUGAAGAUGUCGGAAGGCUUCAACUACGUCCUCACAAAUAUGUUUCCUCAAACACAGUUUAUAAAUCCAAAACUGUCUCAAGCAACUUUCUCCAUGCAAGCCGGCCACAGCUCCAUGACUGAUGAUGGUAUCACGGCAAAGCCGAGUCUCGCAGAAGAUUUACAGCAUUCGUUACAGGGUAGAGCGGAGAAGAUGAAGGAUGCCGCUAAGAAAGCCACGGACUUGGCGAAACAGAAAGCGGGACCGAUUUAUGCAGCUUACCAGUCAAAUCAGUCGUAACCGUGCCCGUACAAGGCGUAAUACGCGAAUAAUAUCGUUUAACGAUAGAGCUGUCUGCAAAUAUCGUGUUACCGUAACACCUUAGGGAUUAGUUCGGUAAUGUAAUAGUUGUACAUUAAUCGGAGAAUGUGAUUCGAUGGCGAUUAGAUCCGGAGGGACUAGAAAGUCAAUAUUCGCUAGCAAGAGUAGCAAAAGUUUUCAUACGUUUUGUUGAGUUUGAUGACACGAAAUUUAUUAAUUUAUUAAGGAUGCCAUAACAGCGCAAUCGGAUUACUUGAACGUCUGGAGACCUUCAGAUUUAUUCUUACGUUACCAUUCCUUUUAACUGCCAAAUCGUUAGUAGCUGUUUUGCUACCGUAUGUGAUACGUGACACUCGACCGGGUAUUAGAUUGUUUCUCACGCGCAAAAUGAUAUUUUCCAGUCUUACUACGAAUUUCUGAGCAGUGUCCGUUCUUGCGGGAACCACUGACUAUAAGACGCAUUUUAAUAUACUUGUAUACGUCAUCUAAGUAUAUAUACAAUGUUUUUUUAAUCUGUGCGUACGUACCCGCGUAAGCUUCUGCAAUUGACAAUUGUAAAGAGGGAAAAGUAUUCUACAUUUUUGUAAUUAAUGCUAUCAAUGUCGAUGUGAAUGCAAUUAUAAACAUCUAGAAAAAUAUGAGUUAUACAGUUAUCUUUUUCUCUAAGGGAAGAGUUUUAAUGUAAUAAAUAUUAUAUAGACGUAUUCCGUGAUGAACGGAAGCGCGUUGACCAAUAGAAAUAAUUGAAACACUUAAUUUCUGUUCUCCUUUGAUGUAUAUGUUGUACCAUUUCAGUGUAUAAUUGUAGAGUUUUGCAAUAUCACGCCAUGUAUUUAGGUGCUAUUUUAGAUGUUUAUUUUACGUAAAAUAUAUUGUUGCAAUAAAUAAAAGCGCAAUAUUUCUAGUGUUUAGAUUAACAAUAAUUUAGUUUCAAAAUCACAGUAUAAAUGUUGUUAAAAUUUUUAUUGUAUUUUCACAUUUUCGAAUAUUUCGGAAUCUGUAGGAACUACAGCUAAACAAUCAAUUCGUUGAUUAGUUAUUGCAUAUUGACAGCUUUUGAUUAUCAAAUAAAUUAUUUGUGUUCACGUUGAAUAAAAUGGAUGACUCAGUCAGAUUGGAUUAUAUUAGCGAUUAAUUUCCUUGUGGUCAAUUUCAAAAUGAACUUUCCUAGAAUUUACUGAUAAAUAAUGUAGAGAGAAGUACCAAAAGUAAAGAUUGUAUAAAGCUUGAUGAAAUUAUAAAAGAAUGAUCAUUUGCCACGGUUAAUACAGUAUGUAGUAAAGACUGACGUAAAUAUUAUAAGCCAUUAAAGAGAACGCAUCAUAAAAGAUGCUAUCAGAAAAUACGUGCACGUGUACGCGUGUAUGUAUGAGAUAGAUAAUUUGCUCAUUAUGCAAGCUUGAUUCCAAAGUUAUUAACUCUAGGCCGAACACCGAUGUUAUGUAAAUAUCCGUGACGCGCUAAAAGCAAGAUUCAUCACUUUUGAAGAUACUGUUAUUCUCUUAUAUUAUUCCUACACUGUACGCUCGUAAAUGAAUAAAAUAAUAUAAC